UUUCUCUCUCUCAUCAAUCUUCACCCUUGAGAACAAGAUACAGUCUCUCAUCUCUACCAACGGCAACAAGAAAUUAAUCGGAAAACCCUAAAAAAUUCGAUUGAAGUUGCGCAAUCUUAAGAGGGUGCUGCGGCUCUGGUUCCCCAGCUUCCCUGUUCUAGGUACUUGGCAAUGAUUCCGAAUGGAUGCGCCAUGCCCGCCGGGUGCAGUUCUGUGAAUUUCGGGGUGUCAUGUGCUCCAUGUUUUCGAACUAAGGCGGCUGCUUUUCCAUGCGUCAGUUCGUGGAGAGCUCGGCAGGAAGUUAUGCCACCUCUGAACCCUUGUGCUGCAUCAAGCCCAUUUUUAAGUGGGGAUCACGGUAGCUUGUUACGUGCAAUCCCCGCAUUGCAAAGAGGAUGCAAAUCUCGUAUGGCCCCUCAAGCAUCUAAGGAUGUUCCAUACAGUUUUCGGUUCCCUCCCAUGACUAAGAAGCCAAAGUGGUGGUGGAGGACGUUAGCCUGUCUCCCCUAUUUGAUGCCCCUACACGAGACAUGGAUGUAUGCUGAGACAGCGUAUCAUCUACACCCUUUCCUGGAGGACUUUGAAUUCUUAACAUACCCUUUCCUCGGAGCCAUUGGGUUGCCCAGCUGGUUCUUGAUGGCAUACUUCUUCGUUGCAUAUCUGGGAGUUGUGAGGAGAAAGGAAUGGCCUCAUUUCUUCAGAUUUCAUGUGGUGAUGGGCAUGCUGUUGGAAAUUGCCUUGCAGGUGAUAGGGACUGUGAGCCGUUGGAUGCCACAUGCUGUCUACUGGGGUAAGGUUGGGAUGCACUUUUGGACGGCCAUUGCAUUUGCUUACCUUUUCACCGUGUUGGAAGCCAUACGUUGUGCUCUUGCUGGCAUGUACGCUGAUAUCCCCUUCGUCUGCGAUGCUGCGUAUAUUCAAAUUCCAUAUGACUAAUAGAGCGAACGAAAGCCGAAGAGAAACUCUUAAAGAAUGUUGUCGUUGCAUUGUUUGGAAUUUGUUGUACGAGGUGAAAACUUGUUAGCCGAAGUAUUUAUUUUCGAAAAUCCGAAAUUAGUUUUUGUUAAAGCAGCAUUUGUGUAAGUGUUGUAAUUGAAUCAGCUGGGUUUGUGCCCAUUUGGAUUUCCUGUACUUUUUUA
Molecule: messenger RNA, 1139 nt
Organism: Pyrus x bretschneideri (Chinese white pear)
Lineage: Eukaryota; Viridiplantae; Streptophyta; Magnoliopsida; Rosales; Rosaceae
Product: protein TIC 20-I, chloroplastic
Source: RefSeq, a predicted model, not a curated record